CUCAGCUCUCCCCAGCCCUGCAGCUGCCAUCAAGGCUGUCAUCCAGCUCCUAUAACAAGGCAUCUGCACUCCAGAAGUCCUACUGAGAUGGGAAAAAUCAUCAUUUAUGAGCGUGCCAACUUCCAGGGUCUUUCCAAAACAUUCACCUUCAACAUUUCUGAUCUAAGAGAUGCAGAUUGGAAUGAUGUUGUCUCGUCAGUGAAAGUCAUUGGCCAGCCUUGGGUGGCUUAUGAGCAUCAGAACUAUGAAGGCAAAUUCCUGGUAUUGGAGGAGGGAGAGCACAAAUUUGUUGGUGAAGGUAUGAAUGACAGGAUCAGCUCUCUGCAGGUGAUCACAGAAGAUCUGCACAAUCCCCAGAUCACUCUCUAUGAACAUGUUAAUUAUCAAGGCAAGAGCAGAGUGAUAAGACAAGCGACCAACCUGGGUGCAGGACAUGACAAUGAUAUCAUGUCUUCCCACAAGGUCCAGAGAGGUGUCUGGCUGCUGUGUGAGCACAGUGAUGGAGGUGGAAUUCAAUACCUUGCACGAGAGCACGAGCACCUUCCAAAUUACAAGGCAAUCGAUUUCAAUGACAAGCUUUCCUUCCUGCGUCCCCUGCGCCCUGGCUGUGGCUGUUAGAAUGCAAAUCCUGCAGCGCUGAGCAAAGAUGCAGCCCCGGCAAGAAAUCUGAGACCUCCAUCUCCGCCUCUGCUUGUGUCACGUUUCCCCCAGUGUCACAGGAAUGCUGAAUGUGAGAGCUCUCUGCUGUGCUGCACUGCAGAUCUGCACUUCUCUAUCCUGCCUUGCACUCUUCUCCCACCCCACAAGUGCCAGAAUCAUCCUGCUUGGUCAUAGGAAAGGGUGUCCAAGCUAGGAGACAGCCAGAUGUGGGAAACCUAAUGCACCCUCAGGUGGCAUUCCAGAGUCCUGGGCUAUGGGAUGUAGGAGCAUUGCAUGUUGUUUCUGUCGAUAAGUGAUACAGAAAAUAUCAGUACAGAACCAGCAUCUCUUCCUCUGUAAUUGCUUUGCAAUGUCCUUAUGGUACUGUGGCCUCUGCCAUUGUCUGUAAUCCAUUUUGUGUUGGUGCCAAUAAAGAAUCUUUUG
Molecule: messenger RNA, 1083 nt
Organism: Ficedula albicollis (Collared flycatcher)
Lineage: Eukaryota; Metazoa; Chordata; Aves; Passeriformes; Muscicapidae
Product: epidermal differentiation-specific protein-like
Biological process (GO): lens development in camera-type eye; visual perception
Molecular function (GO): structural constituent of eye lens
Source: RefSeq, a predicted model, not a curated record